GUCAUAGAGAUCAGAAAAACCAUGAACCACAACAACAAAAAUGGCUCUGGUAGUGACAAGUUUUUUCAUAUGAAAUUUUUCAAUAGUAAUUGUGAAAAUUUAUUUAAAUUUAAUAAUUAUUUUAUUUUUGGAAAUUACUUUUAAUUGUUUUGACUAUUUAAUGCCAUGUACGAUUUUUGAUUAAAAUUGUACAAAUUAACACGUACGCGUAAAGAUGUAUUGUAUAACAAUUACAACGGUCGAAUAAAAUCAUCUGAUACCUUUCAACUUUGCCAAAAAAUAAAAAUGUCUGAGGGAAGAUUUCCAUCUUAUCAUCAUUUACCCCCAGCGGCCCCAGCACCGCAAAGACAUCAUUUGGCAACUGCUGCAACACCUUCUGUUCCUCAUCCACUUACAUUCCACCCUCCUGCAAUUUCUCAUCAGUUAUCUUCGUGGUUUACUAAACAAGAUAUGGCCGCUUACAGAAAUACACCAUAUGCUUCUUUGCACAAUGUUGCUGCAUUACAGAUGCACAAACCCCAACAUACUCCUGUAAUUGAUAGGUGGAUGGAUUCAAGAAAUAAUAUGCCACCACCAUCUAGACCUGGUCCACCAUCUCCUAGUCCAGCGCAUUCUGCGAAUGUAUCACCCAGUUUCUCAUUAUCUCGAACUGUUGAGUUUGAUCUCAAUAAACAUAAAAAAGAAUCUGAGCAAAUGUCUAUUGACUUGUCUUCAAAUAAUAAAAAAUAUGAAAACUUUUCUUAUAAACGAGCAAGAGAUCAAGUAAAUGGUCAAAUAAAUUCAACUAAAAUAGGAACCAUUGAAGAGAAGGCUAUAAGUGUUAUAGCACCAAACCCUCUUAAAGUUAUUAAGUCUGAAGUCAGAUGUGAUGUCCCAGAUAGUAUAAGUAUUCAAAAUGUAAAAAGUUUUAAUACUGAAAGUUAUCAAAACAAACUUAGUAAACAAGAUAAUAAGAUCACUUGGGAUGUAGUUGAUACUCCUAUUAAAAUUGAAGUUGAAGAUACAAAUAAUGUUGAAAAAAUGUUGGAAAAUAUGUUUCAAACAAAUGAGUCUGAAAAACAAUCUGUUAUUAAAAUUGUUAAACCAAUAAAAUCACCAUCGCCAUCAAUGAUGAGGGCAGAAUCUGUAGAAAAAAUACUUAAAUCACCAUCUCCUAUACCUAGAAUAGAACAUGAUAAAUCUGAAGACUCUCUACCAUCAGAAAAUUCUUCAAAAAAAAUUCAUGACACACAUUCUCAAUUCCUUGAAGUAGAAAACAAAUUAGAAGAAUUAUUUGGUGGAGUCAUUACAUCAACUAGUACAUCUGAUCAACAAAUAAUAACUGAAAAUAAAUCAAAACCAAUAAUUUCUACAAAGAGGCCCUAUAAUAAAAAUAAGAAACAAUUAAAAAAAGUUAAAAAAAUUCUACCCAUAGCUGAAAAAUCGAAACCAGUUGUUGAACCACCUAUUAAAAAAUAUAAAGGCCCAUUGAUAAGAGUCAAUGGGGGUAACAUAGAAAAUCCAACAAGUUUUGUUAUAAUUAAUCGAAAUGUUCAAGAUGAUGAGGAUUCAUUAGAUGGUCGAAAUAUUAAUCGAAAGACUUAUUCAUAUAAAUCUGGUGGUUGCAAUGGUGAAGAAAAACCUGAUGUGAACAAUUUAGAAAGUAGUGAUUGGAAAUGUGUAUUCUGUUCGCGAGGACCUGAUGUAAGAAACGUUGUCCAUGAUCCUUCUGGAGAUCUUUUUGGUCCUUAUUAUGUCAGUAUACCAAAGGUUGUAAAAUCAAAUGAUAACCCUAAGCGAAAGAAAUCUAAACAUAAUUUAAAUGAUAAUGAUACUUCAGAAACAUAUAUUGAAGUAUGGACUCAUGAAAAUUGUUUAGUUUGGGCGUCUGGUGUUUAUAUGGUUGGGGAUAAAAUUAUUGGGUUGGAAGAUAGUGUGAGAGUUGCAAAAAAUACUAUCUGUAGUUAUUGUGGUGUUAAUGGUGCUAGUAUUGGAUGUACAGCACGUCAUUGCAAAUCGAGUAUACAUUAUAAUUGUGCUAUACAUGUUGGCUGGCUUUUAGAUAGCCAGAAUCACAUGACUACAUGUAAUGUUCAUAGGAAUUCUCUCCUUGGAAGUAGUUGUCAUUAAUGGAGCUUUUUUGCUUCAUAUAUUAUUAUAUUCAAAAAAAAAAAUAGGCUUUUUAAGUUUUCUUUUUAUUAUUGUGUAUAAUAUUGUAUUAUGGUUAGAACAUCAUCAGCCUUGUUAUGAACUUACAAGAAUUGACCAUUAAGUAUUUUCUUAUUCAUAUAUUGUCGUAUGUUUGUUAAUAUAUUUAUGUAUUUUAAUCUAUUAUAAUUUUAUUAAAUUGUUUAGUUUUAUAAAGUAAAGAAGAUAUGAACUAAUGAAAACAUUGCAGUACACAACAAGAAAGUUAAUUUAACUAAAAUAUUCAAGUAAGCCUAUUAUUUUAGAGCUGAAAAAAAUUGCUCUAUUGUAGUCCAUAUAGUGUGCCACAUUUUGGUACAUAAACUAUACAAGUACAUGAACAAAAUAAAUCUUGUCCAUGAAUAUAUUUUAAUCAAGUUUUGUAUGAAUUGUAUUAUUUUAUUUAUUUAUUUUUUACAUUAUUCUUAAUUGUUUUGAUUUUAUAUAAUUGUAUACGUUAGAAAAAAUACAUAUUGGUAUUUAUUAAUAUUUUAAAGAUAAUAUUUAUUAUCUAUUAUUAUAAUUGCAAUUAUUAAGUUAGUAUUUGAAUUUCUUAAGAUAUUAUGUUCUUAAUAAAUAUCUAUUGGACUGUGAUGACUGAUGAGUAACAAAAUUGGUUUAAAAUGUAAUAAUGAUUUUCAAAUUACAAUUUAAAAAAUGUCAACUUGAAAUAGCACAUUUUUAUUUUAGCAUUAAUAAAUAAUACUUAAAUAAUUUCAUUGCAUAAUAAGCAAGAUGAUUAGUUUUUAUUAAAAAAAAAAUAUUUAUGUUUUAAAAUGUUACUAUAAAAUUAUAUCAUUAAUAGUUUUGUUAGCGUCCUAAUUUUAAAUACCUACAUUAAUUACCUACAGAAUAUCAUAAAAAGUACCUAUACAUUAUUCUACAUUCAAUUAAUAUUACUCCUGAUAUUUUAGUUUUAAUUUUUAUCUUGUUUAAAUUAAGUAAUUAUAAGGUUAUGUUAACUCAGUUUAAUAUAUUUUUAAUAUUAAGGUUAUGUUAUAAAACUAUUUUAGAGUUGAUUACAUGGGUCUGACACUGAGAAAUUGGUAGUGGGGUUUUAAUAGUAGUUUAUGAAAUACCUAGCACUUCUUGGUUGUCAAAUGUAUGUAAUUUAUUCUAUUUAACCUUAGAUCAUAUAUCUAAGUAUGUAUAGGUAUGUGGUUUAAGAAAAAAUGUGUUUAACAAUGCUGUUCUAUGUAUGACACAAUAUAAAUCAUAAUAUACACAAUAUAUUAUAUGUACUGGUUUAAAGGUAUUAGAUAUCGAAA
This is a messenger RNA of Rhopalosiphum padi (bird cherry-oat aphid), 3434 nucleotides long. RefSeq lists its product as uncharacterized. The transcript has 7 exons. Lineage: Eukaryota; Metazoa; Arthropoda; Insecta; Hemiptera; Aphididae. Gene Ontology annotation, cellular component: nucleus. Gene Ontology annotation, biological process: regulation of transcription by RNA polymerase II. The coding region runs from base 286 to 2109 and encodes 607 amino acids. The record is from RefSeq and is a predicted model, not a curated record.